CCUCAUUUCCCCCACCGGACCGCAGCGCUGCCCGCUCAGCCGUGCAGAGUGUCGUGUAAUCGUCAACCUAAAAAGCCUCAUUAAAAAGCCAUUUUUGGACGCGACUGGGAUAAGUUGGAACUUGAAGGAGAAAAUGGCAUCGGAAGUCAAACGACCCAAGGUGGAUGAUGUCCCUCUGCAGAACUUCCUACGUUGGUGUGACAGCGUCACACUGGUACUCAGCAGCAAGGUCUACGUGAGCAAAGAGGGCUCGGUGGCGGACUACGGGAUGUUUGCCAAGGACCGCAUCGAGGAAGGCGAGGUCCUAUUCACCGUUCCCAGAUCGGCUCUCCUUCACCAAGGGACAACAAAAGUGUCCGCCCUGCUGGAGCGAGAGAAGGGGGCUCUGGAGAGCUCGUCAGGCUGGGUGCCCCUCCUCCUGGCGCUGCUCUAUGAAUACACCUCGCCGCAAUCUCACUGGAGACCUUAUCUGUCGCUCUGGACCGACUUCAAGACUCUGGAUCAUCCAAUGUUCUGGCCCAAAGAGGACAGAGACAGUCUGCUGCGGGGGACUGGCGUUCCCGAGGCCGUGGACGCGGACCUGACCAACAUCCGGAGGGAGUACGAGGACCUGGUCCUGCCCUUCAUGGCCAAGCAUGCGGACCUGUGGAGUCCUGACACGCACACGCUGGACUUGUACACGCAACUGGUGGCUUUUGUCAUGGCCUACAGUUUCCAAGACCCACAUGAAGAAGAGGACGAGGACGAGGAGACCUCCACUGCCCCCAUGAUGGUCCCUAUGGCCGACAUGCUCAACCACGUGUCCGACCACAACGCCAACCUGGAGUUCACGCCAGACACGUUGAAGAUGGUGAGCGUGCGUGGCAUCGAGAAAGGCCACGAGGUGUUCAACACGUACGGGGAGAUGGCCAACUGGCAGCUCCUGCACAUGUAUGGCUUCACCCAGCCGUAUCCUAGCAACAGCAGCGAGACGGCGGACAUCCCGGUCGCCAACUUGCACCACGUCGCCGCCACAGACCCCGACGUGGACCCGCAGCUGUCCAAGGAAAAGUGGGAGGUGCUACGCGAGAUGACGCUAGAGAAAGGAGCGCUCGUUUUCGGCAAAGAUGGCUGCCUCACUGACACGGAGCUCCACACUGUGCUGAAGGUGCUGUGCAUGUCCAAGGAGGAGCUCGCGGACUUCAGAGACAACGACGGCUGGGAGGAAGAGGACGAAGACGAAGAGGAGAGGCUCGCCCGGGCCUUCUCCAACGAGGGGCUGUGCGGGCUGAGGAGCGAGUGGAAGCGGCUCCUCCACGGCGCGGCCCGUCUGACCGUGAGGUCCUACAGCCAGGAGAGCGUGGACAGGGACCGGAGUCUGAUGGAGGAGCAGGCCGCGCUGACUCCACUCAGCAGCAGGCAGAAGAACGCACUGCAGGUCCGCUACGGGCAGAAGAGCAUCUUGUACAAAGUGAUGGAGCUCACAAAGACAUGAACUUGGGAGUGUUCUUCUGCAAACCUUCAUGUUGGUCGUCAUGGUGACGCUGCAACAACAGCAGUUAGGAAAGAUGCUAUUUUAUGUACUUGCUAUAAAAAGUUUUGACUUGAACAUUUCACAUCAUUUUCAACAUUUUUGUAUGUUUUUAAGCCAUUUUCUAUCAGUCAGUAGGGCCCUUUAAAUCAAUCAAGAGGCCCUUUUUCUACAAAAUACAGUAUAUUCAUAACCUCAAUCACAUUCUUCUUCUUUAUCAGUCUCAAUUUACCAAGAUUUGUUUCAUGGUGUAUUUACGUGGCUUCUUGUCACUUUUUCAGAGUAAGUCAUGUUUGGUUUCUGGCUCCAUCUAGUGGUUUAGGGUGGUCAUUAAAUUAAAAACCCCAUUUUUCUUGAAGGGACAUUUAUAUUCCUUCAGUAGUCAUUGGAAAAGCAAUAAAAAUAUCACGAUAGAGGUAGAUUACUGAUGCAUCUUUAAUUUAUAUGUAUAAAUAAUAUAAUAUGGUGUUCCUUGGAUUAAAAAAAGGUCUUAUCUUUGUCCAUUUGAUGUCAGAUGAAACAAAAAUUGAGCACAAUACCCAGCAAUAUGUUUGGAGGAGAAAUAGUGAGGUCUUUAAUCCCAGGAACACCAAACCUACCGUCAAGCAUGGUGGUGGUAGUAUUAUGCUCUGGGCCUGUUUUGCUGCCAAUGGAACUGGUGCUUUACAGAGAGUAAACGGGACAAUUAAAAAGGAGGAUUACCUCAAGUCUUCAGGACAAGCUAAAAUCAUCAGCCCGGGAGGUUGGGUCUUGGGCGCAUUUGGGUGUUCCAACAGGAUGAUGACCCCCAAACACACGUCAAAAGUGGUAAAGGAAUGGCUAAAUCAGGCUAGAGUUAAGGUUUUAGAAUGGCCUUCCCAAAGUCCUGACUUAAACGUGUGGACAAUGCUGAAGAAACAAGUCCAUGUCAGAAAACCAACACAUUUAGCUGAACUGCACCAAUUUUGUGG
Messenger RNA from Entelurus aequoreus (snake pipefish), 2460 nucleotides. It is a transcript of the gene setd6, whose product is annotated as SET domain containing 6, protein lysine methyltransferase. NCBI's taxonomy places the organism in Eukaryota, Metazoa, Chordata, Actinopteri, Syngnathiformes, Syngnathidae. The coding region runs from base 134 to 1474 and encodes 446 amino acids. Gene Ontology annotation, biological process: peptidyl-lysine monomethylation. Gene Ontology annotation, cellular component: nucleus. The transcript is spliced from 9 exons. Gene Ontology annotation, molecular function: protein-lysine N-methyltransferase activity; protein binding. The record is from RefSeq and is a predicted model, not a curated record.